AUAGUUUCAAACGUCAGACCUCAGUUUGACUCCAGCUGUGGUGCGGGAAGGUCAUAAAUAGUUCAGGUGCGGUGAUAGCUCUGAUUUUAUCACGUAUAAUCACGUUGUGUUCAAGUUAGCGGACGUUCUCAUUCUAAAGUGUCAGGACUUCUCCAUAGAUAUUUGGAUAACGUGUACACUGGAGGAAUUCAGAUGAAAUGGUAAUAGUGUCUCCAUCAGACAUUAUAGUGCAAGAGGGAAAAGACAGCACUAUGAAUACCACGUGUGCAAUUGGUCCCAGACAUAACUUGUUUGGAGGAGGCAUUGUUUCGUCUAUAGACAGUUGGCAUCAAAUCAACCGCGGCGACUCAGUCUCCAUCAAACAGGAGUCGAGUCCGCACAGUCAGGACUCCGAGUCCGGGGGCGGCAGUCCCUACAGCAGCGGCUACUACGCAUCUUAUGAAGACAAGGCGGUCGACGAGUCCAACAACAACCAGACUCCAAGUCAGCUGAGUCAGACUCCCAAUCAGCUGAGCCAGACUCCCAAUCAGCUGAGUCAGACUCCGAACCAGACUCAGAGUCAGGGAGUCAGGACUCCCGAGGUCGCAACAGCGGAAGAUAGCGGUAGUUCGGUUGCUAAGGGACUCUGUACGGUUGCUAAGGACGCCGAACGCCAGCCAUCGGGUGACGCCGAGAAUCACAGUGAUGCUUUGCUGAGACUGCAGCUUGCCCUUCAGAGGGCCGCGGCAGAAAGGCCCCUUCAGCAGAUACAGUGUCCGUUCUGUCCUUACAUCACUGCUACAAGGCCGAACCUGGAGCUGCAUGUGCAGCAAUCUCACGAAGAUCAGCGUUCAUGCAGCUUCUGUGAUUUCACAGCUGAUAGCAGUGUCAAGCUGCUGGAGCAUGUGAGGGAGUCACACGCUACGCAUGCGCAGUUCAACAUCAGCGAUGGUGACGUCAGAGAUGAUGAGGACGAGCCUGGCUUGACUGUGCCCAAGAUUAAUUCGCAGGGAAAGGUGAAAACGUUCCGCUGCAAACAGUGUGACUUCAGCGCAGUCACCAAACUGGAGUUCUGGGACCACACCCGCGGUCACAUCAAGUCGGAACGCCUGCUGACCUGUCCGAGGUGUCCGUUCGUCACCGAGUACAAGCACCACCUCGAGUACCAUCUCAGAAACCAUUUUGGUUCCAAACCCUUCAAGUGCGACAAAUGCCAGUACAGUUGUGUCAACAAAUCCAUGCUAAAUUCCCACCUCAAGAGCCACAGCAAUAUCUACCAGUUCAGUUGCGCAGACUGCAACUACGCCACAAAGUACUGCCACAGUCUCAAACUGCACCUCAGGAAAUACGACCACAAACCCGCCAUGGUUCUCAACCCUGAUGGUUCCCCAAACCCUCUGCCCAUCAUCGAUGUCUAUGGAACCCGUCGCGGACCCAAGAUGAAGAACACAAGGAACAUCGACCAUGACCAGAACUCCCAACCCCGAACAUCCCCUCAACAUACCUCCACUGAGACACAGCCCCAACAACUCCAACCCCAACAGCAACAACCCAGCCUGUUACAUCCGUUUUUUGCAUCUGCCUAUGGUCUGCCCUACUACAAUCCUCUGUUGCAUCCGCUUAUGUAUCAAGCGGGCAAUGCCGUUGCAAAUCAUGAUACGGGACUGGUGAGCUCCGUUGCAAAUCAUGAUACGGGACUGGUGAGCUCCCUUGCUGGAAUCAGCGAGCAGCAACAACAACAACAACAGGAAAAGGCCAACUUCUACUUCAACAACAACAACAUCAUCAAGGAUUUGGAGGCCAGGGAGGAUGCCAACAGGCGGUUUUCACCAAACAUGCAGAUGACUGAAACCACCUCUGACCAGAGAUCUCACAUUGAGGACACAUCACGUGCACUGGAUCUGAGCUGCUGGGAUGCCUCCCAAUCCCAGGAGGAUGAAGACCAGAGUACCAGCAACAGUUCCCCACCUCCCAGGAUUGCCCCUCCGGUCACCCAGGAGCGCAGACGUAAGGGCAAGGCAUACAAGCUGGACACACUGCGUCAAGAACGUACGCUGUCAGAGGACGACGAUGACGUCAUUGACUCCAGACGUCGCCGCCAUUUUGAUGGUCACUCCGAUGACGUCAUCGAUUCCAAACGCCGCCAUCUCGACGCAGACUCUGAUGACGGAGAACUGCCGUUGAAAUGUGUCCUAGUCGAAGAGGAGACCUCAUCCUCCCCGGAAUCAUCCAACCGGAUGUCGUCGAAAAAGGCGGGACUUCCGCCAUCAUCCACUUCCGGUCCAGAAGCGUACAACUGCAACUACUGUGACAUCACCUUCAGGGAUGUGGUCAUGUACACCAUGCACAUGGGUUACCAUGGUUACGGCAAUCCUUACACGUGCAACAUGUGUGGAGAGACCACCACUGACCGGGUCUCCUUCUUUCUGCACAUUGCCAGAACUCCGCAUUCGUAACCGGCUCCACGACGACCAAAUAUUAGCAAUAACUGGAAAUGGGAAAUUAAUUAUGGUGGUGGGUUCUCUUGCAUUACAUAGAUGUUUUAUUUAUACUGUUUUAUCAAACAUAAAUGUUGAGGAGAAGUGAUCUUGGUGGAAACAUGAAUAGAGAAGAAAUGUUGUUGAAUUACACAAUGUUGAAGUGAAGUGAUCUUGAAGGAAACAUAAAUGGUGAAGAAUGUUCUUGAAUGACAAAAUAUUGGCGAGAAGUUAUCUUGAAGGAACAUGAAUAAAGAAGGAAUAUUGUUGAAUAUUGUUGAGGGGAAGUGAUCUUGGAGGAGACAAAUCUUGUUUUAAGAAGAUUUUGCUUGUGAGAGAAAUGGAAACUAACCAAGAUGUUAGAAAGUGUUGUUGAAGGAUGGAUCCAAUGUUCCAAAUUUUUUAUCAAAUGUUGGAUAUAGAUAUGAAUUUUGAGAAGUGAUCUUGAGAAACCAUGGUGAGAGGAUAUCUCUCCCGUGAGAGAAAUGAAUACAAAUCUUAGAUUUGUGUGUUCAGAUGCUAUCAUAGCACUUUGCUACGAUGAGACGCACUUUAUUGAAGCGUCUCUACAGAUAAUGUAAGUGUUACUUAAUGCAAACCAGAAUCUCUGCAUGUUUGUUGUCUAAAUAGUAUAAAUCAAUAGUUUUAUAAUACACUUCACACAAUAACAAUUUAUUUUCAUAAGCUCACAGUUCUUAACUGCAACACCAAUGUCUAAAAUUUAUUUCUCGUAAAAAACAAAAUGGAAACUCCAGAAAUAGAUUCUCCCCAACUUUGUAACUUCAAAUCAUCAACCUAUUAUGUUCUUAUAUAAUUAAUUUACUUUUCCGAUCUUCACUAUUUAUAAAGUAUUCAAGAAAAGUAGGUAUGUAUGAAAGAGGGAAAACUACGGAUGAAAGAGUGAAAGAGAAUUUGUAAGAAUGGGCAAUUUAAGAGCUCUACGUUAGUGUGCCAAAGAUAAAUUAAUAAAUUUAUUGGAAAAUAGAUAAGGAUAAAUGUAUUCCUGAUAUUCCAUCUUCGAAUUGAAGAGACUGAGACAGUGAAUAUCUUAUUGAGUACUCUAUAUAUUUUUUAUUUUUAUAAAAUUGAACAAUUUGAUUUAAGAGUGAUCGUUAGAUUGAUUAGUUUUAAGGUGUUUGACAUGCUAAAUUGUGGCAACUGAAAAAUACACUUGGUGGUAGGACAAAAUAUUUUCUAUAAGGAAAAUCCAACACUUUAUUUCCAUAUAAGCAUGGCACAGUAUUAAAAUAUUGUUUGUUAUAAUUGCAAUUACUCUAUUAUCUUGAACAAGAAUUUGAACACAUAGCUGAUUAUGUGUAUGUUAUUCUGAACAAAUAAUGACAGUUAAUUGGAUUCAAUCUUGUAACUUAUUUACUUGUGAUUGGAAGUAAAUAUGUUUCUUGUAUACAGUGAUCUCAAUCGUUUGAAAGUUUGACAAAUCUGAAAAUGUUUGUGGUCGAUAAUAUCAAUGAUAUUCAGCAGCGAAAUUCAAUAUCAUCUUUUAUUUUAUUGAUUAAAACUACAGUAGCUGUUCUAUUGAAACUUUAUAACGACUCGUUAAAGAGUACUGUGGAUACUUUAAGAACUGAGGAACUGUUAAAAAUAAGUUCAAAAGAUAGAAUAACCUCAGCAUCUGUAAACCGUUAAGGCGUUCAACAUUCAACUUAAUUUAAACUUUCAUUUUAACAAAUUUUAACUCAGUGGAAUAUGCAAAAGUAAUUUAGUUUUAAUGAUCAUUAAAAUUUUAUUCUCAAAGAAUAUUUUAUUUAUAAACAACCACUAAAUUUUAACUUAUGAUAUAUUAUUAAAUCUGUAAGAUGAUUGAAAAUUUCCAGUUAAUAUUCAAUCGCUUCAAAAAAUUGACAGAUUAUUAUAACAUUUUUUAAAAAAAAUUAUGAUUAUUUGUAAUAUUGAUAAACCCUCAAUUGGUUGCAAUAAAAUAACUGUAGAAUUCCUAUGUACAAGUCUGUUGGAGAGAAAAUAAAUUAAACUAAUGUAAAUUAUUCUUCCUUCUUACAUGAAAAAGUGUAUGUGGAUUAAUAUGUAUUCUAAAGAAUCUAUUUGAUAAUUUUGUAAGUUUCUAUUUCUAUAUCUAAUCUAAUAAAAGCUAGUCUACAGCGGUGUGAAACCGUUGAAAUUAUUCUAAAAAAUAAGUAAAAAUUCUGUAAAUAGACAUAGUAAAUUAUUAUCUUGUAUUAUUCCAUUUUAUUUGACAGAUUUUUAUAGAUAUCUUGAGUUUUCUAUCGUUUUCACAGAACAUCGUUUUCAGAGCAGAAUGUAUGGGAAAAGAAACUAUGAAUUAUUUUGAAUAUCUAGAAUAUGAUUGUGAGCAUGUAAUUCAUUGAAAUUAUCUCUUAGCGAGGUAUAAGUACUUUGUGAUAAAUUGAAGAAGAUUUCAUUAUUGAUUUUUUCAACUAAAUGUAUAAGAAAAUUAUCACCAGUGGCAAAAAAAAUAAAUGCAAUGUGGUUAAA
Molecule: messenger RNA, 4928 nt
Organism: Nilaparvata lugens (brown planthopper)
Lineage: Eukaryota; Metazoa; Arthropoda; Insecta; Hemiptera; Delphacidae
Gene: hb
Product: protein hunchback
Exons: 6
Coding region: 198-2435 (745 amino acids)
Biological process (GO): regulation of transcription by RNA polymerase II
Cellular component (GO): nucleus
Molecular function (GO): DNA-binding transcription factor activity, RNA polymerase II-specific; RNA polymerase II transcription regulatory region sequence-specific DNA binding
Source: RefSeq, a predicted model, not a curated record